AUGAAGGUGUAUCCUCAAUUGCUAGUAAAUUGGUAUCCCGUUAAGAGACCAGAUUUGAAUAUGAAGCAACCUGGUGAAUUUCAAAGGCUUUUUGAUGCCGAAACGCUUAUGGUCCAUCCCACUCCCCAUUCCCAUCGACGUUCUAACGCUCUUGAUAAAGCUGCCUUUCAUGUUCGUCAAAUGGCAUACUUUAAUGACCUUUUAGAAGCCUUUGGUUUCGUCUUUCAUAGUUCUUGCUACCAUUUGUGCGUUUUUUCUCUUAUAGGCAUCUCUAAGAAGAUGACUCUGGAAUAUACUACCGAUAAAGAGAGCGAAACCAAUGUCAAAAUGGCGGCUACUAGUGGCCAUACUGAAUGCAAUCAAAUUUAUCCGGAAGUUCAAAAAGACAUCAUUGGCAGUUGA
Molecule: messenger RNA, 402 nt
Organism: Mitosporidium daphniae
Lineage: Eukaryota; Fungi; Microsporidia
Exons: 3
Coding region: 1-402 (133 amino acids)
Source: RefSeq, a predicted model, not a curated record